Messenger RNA from Aspergillus neoniger CBS 115656, 432 nucleotides. RefSeq lists its product as uncharacterized. Lineage: Eukaryota; Fungi; Ascomycota; Eurotiomycetes; Eurotiales; Aspergillaceae. The transcript is spliced from 4 exons. The record is from RefSeq and is a predicted model, not a curated record. The coding region runs from base 1 to 432 and encodes 143 amino acids.
AUGGAGCUUAGGUCGUACCUCUACCCUCCACCCCGCCACGUAUACCCGUUAUAUCGAAAAGCGGGCAAUCAAGGCACGGGUUUCUCGGUCCUACUAGGCAGACACACACAUGCAGGUGGGCCGGUCCUUGAACUGGAUGAGGUGGCAUGUGGUUUGCUUGGCGGUUACGAGAUUAGAUUCCACAAGUUGGAGGGACUGGGACUGGCGCUAAAGGUGGAUGGAGGUUCUCCGUACUACAAGAGGGGGAGGGGGGAUCGCAGCGCUAUUGAUUCAGAAUCCCUGCUGGGCUGCGCUGUUGUUACUCCGCUGCUGAACGUUGCCCUGUGUGUCUGUGUAUGCUUCCUUCUCAUUAGCAAUGUCAAAGCGCAGCCAAGAAUGCGAAAUGCCGCUGGGUAUAUUAAGUCUAUUAUACAUGCCGUCGAUUUCAGAUAA